AUGGAUCUGGAGGAGAUUCUGACAAAGCUCGGCUGGGACGACGGUUUCCAAAUACCCAUCGCCAAUGCCGAAAACAAGGCUUUAGAGGAGCAAGUCGCCAGACUAUCUCUUCGAAAAACUAAAGCGAAUAAUGAACUAGACAGGGCCACUUCUAGGUUGGAAGGGCUUAAGGAUCAUAUCAAGUACGUAGGCCAGGAAAAUGAUCAAAAUCAGAAACUCAUCACUGCCCAGCGGCAACAGCUCGAAACCGCGGAGCACUACUACCACCUCACCAAAGCCGAGAAGACCAACGUCCAGAACGACUUGAAGAGGCUGAUGAAAGAACUCCAGGAGCUGGAGCAGUUCCAGGAGGGAAAGAAGUCCGACCUGCAGAAGAACAUGGCGAAAGCCGAAAAGCUAAAGACGGAAACGGAGUGGGACGCCGAAGCCCUGAAAGCCUGGGAGGAGACGCUGAAGAAGAGGGACGACGACAUCGAGCUCGUCAAGAAGUUCUCCACGGAGGACGCGAGGAAGUACAACGACCUGGAGGCCAGGAGGCAGCUGUUGCAGGUGGAGAGCGACAGGAAGAGGAAGGCUUUGUUAAAGAUCGUGGCCGAACUGCGUAAUAAUGAGAUGGUCAUUGAUCGCACAGGGAAAGCCCUUAAACAACAAGAAAAGGAACGCGACGACUUGGUGAAGCGGUGGAAGGAAGCGGUUAAAAUGUUGCAGCGGCGCGACGAAGACGUGGUGAAGACUCAAGAACACAUAAUCGGCACUCAAGAACUCAUUGAGAGGCAUAAGGAAAAGUUAGACGAGGAAAACGUCUUCCUCAACAACGAGAAGAGGAACAACCACGAGCUCGACUUGGAAAUGGAGAGUUUGAACGCCUUAAAUUCGAGGUUGAGGAGGGACUGCGACGAUUUAGCGCAGGACUUGCUGACAAUGAACAGCGAGCUCCAGGCCUUGAAGCGCGAAGUAGCGUCGAGCGCUCAACAACUGGAGAACGAAAGGCUGAAGCGGCGAUUCGUGGCGGACACCAUCCAGCAGACGGAGUCUAGAUGUGUUAAAUUCGAGGAGGACAUAGAGAAGCUGAUCCAGAAGCUGGAGGAGAUGAAAGACUCCAACACGAGCUCGGCGGAGAAGCUCAGGAACAUCGAGAAGAUGGUGGACAUGGAGGAGAAGCUGUACAACAUCUACGUGUCCGACACGGAAAAAAUCAACAGCCAACUGUACCGGAGCGACAAGGCGUACAAGGAUCAAAUCACGAUCGGUAAAUCGCUGGAGAUGGAGGUUAGCAACACAACGCUGAUCUGCACGCAGCUGCGGAAGAGGAUUCGUUGCGAAUCGACGGAGCUGGAGAAGUUCAAGGAGGUCGUUUACAACAUGGAAUUUCGAAUCGAUGAAUUUGAAAAGAGACUCCUAGCUCUUGAAUACGAAGCCAUAGAAGACGACAACGCAGAAGAAAAGGAAAAGGCAAUCCUGGAGUUAGAAGAGACCCUAACAAACCAUAAGGCGGUGCAGCACACCUUACAGAUCCAAGUAGACAAGCUGCGAGAGGAGAUGGGCAAACUGAAUACAGCCAUGGACAUGGAUAAAGAGCAACUGGCGUUCUUGAGGGAUAAAUGUGAGCAACACUUGCUCGAGAACGAGAUCAGCAAGAAACAUAUCGCCGCUGCGAAGAAAGUAACUCAAGAGAAACAGGUCGAGGAGAACAUGAUGCGACUGAGGAUCAACCACAUCGAAAACGACAUGAAAAAGGAGGACAAAAUGAUUUUCAACAUGGAGAAACUCAGAUUAAACUUAGAUCAGGUGAUGAGGGAGAGACAGCUGGAGAUCAACACCAACAAAAUGAUUCUUCUAGCCAAACGUCGGAACCUGGACGAAGACAGGGGUAGACUGAAGACCGAAAUCGCUCUGAGCCGGCUCAAAAUAGAGCAGCAUCAGAAGAAGUACCACAUGUUUCUGUCGUCCCUGGGCCAAGACGAGGAUGGUCAGCCCAUAUCAGUCACCAAUUUCAGGAUCAAGUAUGCGCAGGAGAAGCUUAUACUGCAGGAGGAAGGCGACCUUCUCGAUCAGAAGAUCAAGACGGCCGAAAAGGAGAUAGUGGCUAUGGAGAAUACCCUGAAGAUUGUGAACCUCACCAAUGUCGCGUUCAAACGGAGCCUUGCCCCUAUUAAAGAUGACGACCAGGAAGUGCAAGAGAUGAAAGCUUUGGAGGAAGACCUGAACAAAACAAAUAAUACUCUGAGGGAAUAUAGGAAAAAAUUAACCAGAAUUAAAGAAGAACUACAAGCAUUACGAAACGAAAUAAAAGUGAAAAACGACUUGGAAGAGCGAAUGAAGGAAAGCGUGUCACAACUAGAGGACGAAUUUGACAUGAUCCAGAAACAAGAAAUGGAUAAAGCGGAGAAACUGAAAAGAGCACAAGCCCAAAUAAAAAAGUUGUUAAAGAAACUUGGCCAACGAGACAUAUCCAAGUACAACAGGGAUUUCGAGAUAAAACUGAUGAAAGUGGGGAACAAACUCGUUUUACAGAAGCUGAUGGAGAUGUGCGGACUGUACCCGGAGAUAGGUCCGUUAGUAAACCGUUACAUAUCUGAACACAACAUCUCCUUGCCGGAGAAGAAAGUUACCUGGAGCAGCAGCAAUUCGUCCGGACGUAUUUCGCACAGUUCCGGCUCCCCGAAGCAGCCGGUCACGCCGAUUAGUUCCUCGACAAGCAGCGAACACAAUGUAAAGAAAGUUAAUCUGGCCCUGAAUAUAUGAAUAUUAUUUAUUUCAAAGG
Molecule: messenger RNA, 2764 nt
Organism: Anoplophora glabripennis (Asian longhorned beetle)
Lineage: Eukaryota; Metazoa; Arthropoda; Insecta; Coleoptera; Cerambycidae
Product: coiled-coil domain-containing protein 39-like
Exons: 10
Coding region: 1-2745 (914 amino acids)
Biological process (GO): cilium movement; inner dynein arm assembly; cilium-dependent cell motility
Cellular component (GO): axoneme
Source: RefSeq, a predicted model, not a curated record